AUGUCAACUAUGAAAAGUGGAGGUUUAACCAAAAAGGAAGGCAAGAUGAGGAUCCGAGCCUUCCCUAUGACUAUGGAUGAGAAAUAUGUGGAAAGUAUAUGGGCUCUUUUAAAAAAUGCGAUUCAAGAGAUUCAAAAGAAAAAUAACUCUGGAUUGAGUUUUGAAGAGUUAUACCGAAACGCAUAUACUAUGGUUUUACAUAAACAUGGUGAACGGCUAUACACCGGAUUAAAAGAAGUUGUUACUCACCAUUUAGAAUUAAAGGUUAGAGAGGAUGUUUUAAAGUCAUUACAUAAUAAUUUUUUAAUGACACUAAAUCAAGCAUGGAAUGAUCAUCAGACAUCAAUGGUGAUGAUUCGGGAUAUACUUAUGUAUAUGGACAGAGUUUAUGUUCAACAAAAUGAAGUCGACAAUGUGUAUAAUCUUGGACUAAUUAUUUUUAGAGAUCAGGUUGUGAGAUACGGCUGUAUAAGGGAUCAUCUGCGCGAAACUUUAUUAGACAUGGUUGUAAGAGAACGAAGGGGUGAGAAGGUAGAUCGAAUAUCUAUAAAGAACGCUUGCCAAAUGCUAAUGGUACUUGGAAUUAACUCCCGUUCAGUUUAUGAAGAAGAUUUUGAAAGGCCAUUUUUACAACAAUCUGCUGAAUUUUAUAAGGUUGAGAGUCAGAGAUUUUUGGCUGAAAACAGUGCAUCUGUAUAUAUUAAAAAGGUAGAAGCACGUAUCAAUGAAGAAUCUGACCGUGCCAAGCAUUAUUUAGAUGAAUCUACAGAGCCUCGGAUUGUUGAAGUUGUUGAGGAAGAAUUGAUUAAAAAACAUAUGAAAACUAUUGUCGAGAUGGAAAAUUCCGGGGUUGUACAUAUGUUGAAACAUCAGAAAACCGAAGACUUAGCCUGCAUGUAUAAACUUUUCGGGCGUGUGACGGAUGGGUUAAAAACAAUGGCCGACUGUGUUAGUCAAUAUUUAAGAGAACAGGGGAAAGCCCUCGUGCAAGAAGAGGAACAUCAGCCAGCUACAAACGCAAUUACUUUUGUGCAGUCUCUACUAGACCUUAAAGAUGGUUUCGAUCACUUCUUAAAGAAUUCUUUCAACAAUGAUAAAAUAUUUAAGCAAAUGAUUGCAUCAGACUUUGAGCACUUCCUCAACCUCAAUCCCAAAUCUCCUGAGUACCUGUCUCUAUUUAUUGAUGAUAAAUUGAAAAAAGGAGUAAAGGGGAUGUCUGAACAAGAUAUAGAGUUGGUCCUUGAUAAGUCGAUGGUGCUAUUCAGAUUUCUGCAAGAAAAAGAUGUUUUUGAAAGGUAUUACAAGCAACACUUAGCUAAACGACUGCUACUCAAUAAAUCUGUUAGUGACGAUUGGGAAAAAAAUAUGAUCUCAAAACUGAAGACCGAAUGUGGCUGUCAAUUUACUUCAAAAUUAGAGGGAAUGUUCAAGGACAUGACGGUUUCUAAUACAAUUAUGGAUGAAUUUAAAGAACACAUUACAAAGUCAGAGACUAAUUUAGGUGGUGUUGAUUUGUUUAUGCGUGUAUUAACAACAGGGUUUUGGCCUACACAGAGCGCCACACCUAAAUGCCAUAUACCACCAGUACCACUUGCUGCCUUUGAAUGUUUCAGAAGGUUUUAUUUGGCCAAACAUAGUGGUCGACAGCUAACGUUACAACCACAGCUUGGCAAUGCUGAUCUCAACGCAGUGUUUUAUGGCCCAAAAAAAGAUGACAGCGAUAAGGAUGGUGCCUGUUCUUCAUCUACAAGCCUAGUGUCUUCCAGAACAGGACCCCGGAAGCACAUUAUUCAAGUUUCCACUUAUCAAAUGGUAGUACUCAUGUUAUUCAACAAUCACGAUAAAUUAACUUAUGAAGAAAUAUUGAACGAAUCUGACAUACCGGAAAGAGAUCUUAUUAGGGCAUUACAAUCUCUGGCUAUGGGUAAAGCUACACAAAGGAUCCUCAUAAAAAAUCCAAAAACUAAGGACAUUGAAGCAUCUCACGAAUUUUACGUGAAUGAUUCUUUUACAUCAAAAUUGCACAGAGUCAAAAUACAAACGGUAGCCGCCAAAGGGGAAAGUGAGCCAGAAAGAAGAGAGACCAGAAACAAGGUUGACGAGGACAGAAAGCAUGAGAUAGAAGCAGCAAUUGUAAGAAUUAUGAAAUCUCGAAAGCGCAUGGCUCACAACAUCCUGGUAACAGAAGUAACAGAGCAGCUAAAGAGCAGAUUCCUUCCUUCGCCAGUCAUUAUUAAAAAGAGAAUAGAAGGUCUGAUUGAGAGGGAGUACUUAGCUCGUACACCUGAGGACAGAAAAGUUUACACUUAUGUUGCUUGAACUUUUUUCUUUUUGAGUGAAGUGUGGGUUAUCUUAAGACUUUGGAUCGUGAUCCACUGAACCCAUAUAGCUAAUUAAUAUUCAUAUAACAUAAUAAUUAAAUUAUUCCAAAUGACUUUUUUAUUUUUUAAGUUGUUAUAUAUACUGGGGUACAAAAACUGACCUCUGUCUGUAUUGGAAUAUUAAUCCUUUAGACCACAUCUCUUUUACUUAGACAAAAUUAGCUACAUAUUUUGAAGAAGAGGUUUAUAAUGUAUGAGUUGAAUGGAAUCUAUGUUGUAUAAGGUGAUAUAUAGCAUGUAUAAAAAAAUUGAGAGGAAGGCAGAGCAUCAAAAAUGUUGCAAGUAUGCCCUAUAAAUUUAUGUUAUUAACUGUAUAGAAAUCACCGGAUAUUGAAGGUAUGCAUUAUUUUUAGUGAUAGCUAAUAUUUUUUUUGUAGGAAGGCCAUUCAACUACAUUUUUUGAUAAUAGUUUGUGAUUAAAAAAUAAUUCAGUAGCAUAAAUAUCUAACCUGUUUCACCAUGUAAUUUUUAUGGCAGUGAAAAUAAUUUGAAUUGUAUGCUAUAUUCUGGAUUAUUAGACAUUUUUAAGCAAAAUAUAAUCUAUUUUAAGGUUCCAGAGAUAAUAAUUAUGUGCAUUUCGACACCAGCAAUUCAGUUCAGGGAUAUUCUUUAUGCAAUUUAUUAAAAGUAAUAUUAAGAGUAUAAAGUAAAACAAAUUUUUACAUCAGAAAGUAACAAGAAUAUUAACAAAAUUAUAAUUUCUGAAAUUACUUUUUUGUUUUUCUGUUAGUAUUUCAGAACAAAAAUAUAUAAAAAGUCCGGCAGGUUCAAUUCUGGAGAACAGGCUAUGUGAUAGGAUAUUUACAACCUAUCCACCAUUGUUCACUUAGCCACUCAAAUUGAGCAUCAUCUUUGUCUGACAUUGAAAGACUAAAAAUUAAUAUAAUUUUAAAAAACAUAAUUUUGUAGAUACUUUUUAGUUCUUGAUGUAAUGAUUUAUUUUAAUUAUUUUAUAUUCUGACUACCAUUUUUCAUAAAUCAUAUAAAUGUUCCUAUAAUUGAACAGCUUAUUGUAUUGAGUGCAUGUCAUUACUUUUGGACCCCAAUAACUCAAAAAUGGCAUAAUAAACUGAGAUCAUCUUUUGUAUUUUCACCGAUACAAAAAUUGCAGGGUGUAACAGAUUAGAAAUCUAUAAUUACGUCACUGAAUUAUUUUUAAUAGUGAAUUUUUUUGAAAAAAUGUAGUUUAGUGGUUUUAUUUAUGAUCAAAAUAUUAAGACAAUAAAUAAUUUUCCGAGCUAUCACUAAAAAUAAUUUAUCUUCAACACUGUAACUAAACUGUUGAAUAGGAAUUUAUAAGACAAACUUGCAAUAUGGCUGAUGUCCUGUCUUCCUUUGAAUUUUUAUACACAGACUGUGGAUUAAAUUUAAAUUUUGUAAUUGUCAUUUUAACACAAAAUGAUAUAAAUCUAAAAGAUAUAAUCAAUAUAUUAUGAUCUAAAUCAUCAUCUACUAAUGACACAGGUUGGAAUUUGAUAAACUCAGCAUAUUAAACAAUGUUAUUUUCAGUGUUCCAUUUGUUUUUUUUUUUAAUUCACAACAGUGAAUAAAGUUGUUGAGAAAAUACUGCAAUAUGGAUUCGUUAAUGGUUAACUGUCCUUGCAAAAAAUGCUUUUGGUUGUUGUAUAUAGUUCUUUUAAGAUAUAUAAAAUUUUUAAAUUAUUACAUUUUCCAUCAGAGCAAAUUUAUGGAUAAAAGCUGAUCAUGGCAAAUAAAAUAUGUUUUUAAUAUGUA
Messenger RNA from Anoplophora glabripennis (Asian longhorned beetle), 4115 nucleotides. RefSeq names its product cullin-3. Gene Ontology annotation, cellular component: Cul3-RING ubiquitin ligase complex. NCBI's taxonomy places the organism in Eukaryota, Metazoa, Arthropoda, Insecta, Coleoptera, Cerambycidae. Gene Ontology annotation, molecular function: ubiquitin protein ligase binding. The transcript has 10 exons. Gene Ontology annotation, biological process: protein ubiquitination; ubiquitin-dependent protein catabolic process. The record is from RefSeq and is a predicted model, not a curated record. The coding region runs from base 1 to 2319 and encodes 772 amino acids.